UGGAUUUUUCCUUUCCUGGUUAGUUUAGAUCAUUAGAGAAGAAAAAAGCUAUCUAACUGAGCCACCUGUCCUGGGUUCUGCCUGUCCUGGCAGGAAGCUCAGGACCCUGGGCUGGCGGGGAGAGUGGGGAUUCAGAACAGCGUCCCAAAGGGCGGGUCCUUUCCUUUCAGGGGUUCCAUCCGGCUGUGAGAUUCCCCAAGUCUUCAGACUUGGUCUACUCAGAUCCAAGGUCCACCCAGUCAAGAAUAAACUUCAGGGGAAAUUAAGUGUAUACGUGAAUGCAAACAUUCUGCCUUUGUGAAAGUUAAUUUUUUUUUUUUUAACCACAGUAAUGAAGAGUUGGGUGACUGUCCGUUUCAGAGCUCUCCCACCUCGUCAAUAGGUGCAUUAUGAAAACCGGGAUGCAUUGCAUCACUGUGAAGGGCUUGAGACUGUGGUUUGCGAAAGCAGAAUAAAUUUUCUUGGAGUUGUACCGUUAUGUACACACACACACACACACACACACUCACACGCCCAUUGGCAGACAGGGCCACACCUCACGGCUCCGGGGGAAGCCACAGACCUCAGCUGUACAGGCUGCGCCUGGGCUGGAGGAACUUUCCGCAGGACUGAGGACAAACAGCCCCACAGACCCGACCGUCUGCAAGCCUGAGCCCCGGGCGAGCCCUGGCGGCUGCAGGUCCCCCGCCGCCCGCCCCAGCCUGGAACAUGGCUGCGAGCCCCGCCGCCAGCCUCGCCUGCUCGCUGCUGCUCCUCUCCUGGGCUCUGCUCCGCGGCGGCUGCCGUGCGCGCUUUGCAGCCGAGCCGGACUCGGAGGACGACGACGAAGAGGCGAGGGUUUUCCCCGAGUCGCCUCUGCAGAGACCCACGGUGCUGGUGGCCAUCCUGGCCCGCAACGCCGCGCACACGCUGCCUCACUUCCUCGGCUGCCUGGAGCGGCUGGACUACCCCAAGAGCAGGAUGGCCAUCUGGGCGGCCACCGAUCACAACGUGGACAACACAACAGAGAUCCUCAGGGAGUGGCUGAGAAAUGUGCAGAGAGUGUACCACUACGUGGAGUGGCGGCCCAUGGACGAGCCUGAGUCUUAUCCUGAUGAAAUUGGCCCGAAGCACUGGCCGGCCUCCCGGUUUGCGCACGUGAUGAAACUGCGCCAGGCCGCCCUUCGAACUGCGAGGGAGAAAUGGUCAGACUACAUUCUGUUUAUCGACGUCGACAACUUCCUGACUAAUCCACAGACCCUCAGUCUGAUGAUUGCGGAAAACAAGACCAUCGUGGCCCCCAUGCUGGAGUCUCGGGGCCUGUACUCGAACUUCUGGUGCGGAAUCACACCUCAGGGCUUCUACAAACGGACCCCAGACUACGUCCCGAUCAGAGAGUGGAAGAGGACCGGCUGCUUCCCCGUCCCCAUGGUCCACUCCACCUUCCUCAUUGACCUCCGGAGGGAAGCCUCAGACAAGCUGACCUUCUACCCGCCGCACCAGGACUACGCCUGGACCUUCGACGACAUCAUCGUCUUCGCCUUCUCCAGCAGGCAAGCAGGCGUCCAGAUGUACCUCUGCAACCGAGAGCACUACGGCUACCUGCCCAUCCCCCUGAAGCCCCACCAGACCCUACAGGACGACAUCGAGAGCCUCAUCCACGUGCAGAUAGAAGCCAUGAUUGACCGCCCGCCGAUGGAGCCGUCCCAGUUCGUCUCGGUUGUCCCGAAGUAUCCAGACAAGAUGGGAUUCGAUGAGAUUUUCAUGAUAAACCUCAAACGCAGAAAGGACAGGAGGGACCGGAUGCUGCGCACCCUGUACGAGCAGGAGAUAGAGGUCAAGAUUGUGGAGGCCGUGGAUGGAAAGGCACUCAACACCAGCCAGCUGAAGGCCCUGAACAUCGAGAUGCUGCCCGGGUACCGAGACCCCUACUCCUCCAGGCCUCUGACCAGGGGCGAAAUCGGCUGCUUUCUGAGCCACCACUCCGUCUGGAAGGAGGUCAUUGACCGUGAGCUGGAGAAGACGCUGGUUAUCGAGGACGACGUGCGCUUCGAGCAUCAGUUCAAGAAGAAGCUGAUGAAGCUGAUGGACGACGUGGACCAGGCUCAGCUGGACUGGGAGCUGAUUUACAUUGGUAGGAAGAGGAUGCAAGUAAAGGAGCCGGAGAAAGCGGUGCCCAAUGUGGUCAAUCUGGUCGAAGCCGACUAUUCCUACUGGACGCUGGGCUACGCCAUCUCUCUGGAAGGAGCGCAGAAGCUGGUUGGAGCGGAUCCUUUCGGGAAGAUGCUGCCGGUGGAUGAGUUCCUGCCAAUCAUGUACAACAAGCACCCCGUCGCGCAGUACAAGGAGCACUACAAGUCCAGGGACCUGAAAGCCUUCUCCGCAGAGCCCUUGCUCAUCUACCCCACGCACUACACGGGCCAGCCGGGCUAUCUGAGUGACACGGAGACCUCGACCAUCUGGGACAACGAGACAGUGGCCACCGACUGGGACAGGACGCAUUCCUGGAAGUCCCAGAAGCAAGGCCACAUCCAUCACAACGCCAAGAACACGGAGGCCCUGUCCCCGCCAGCCUCGCUGCCUUCAAGGGACGAGCUCUGAAGGCUCCGGCCGGCUCCACCCCGCCCCCACCCCCCCACUUCGGUCUCUCAGACGGCUGUGCAUCGGCUUGCUCCGGUUUCUUCCAGUGGCCCCAGGCCUCUAACCUAAGUGGUCGAUGGAAAGCAAUCAAUCAAAACUAAUAUAUUUUUGAGGGGAGGAGAAACUAGAAAUGUAACCCCGAAUUUCCCAGGAUGGCUGGAAGACAGGCUUUAUGGCAGCCAUUAAGACGAACUUCAGUGUAGAAACUAGGCCUCUGGCUCCUUCCCCACACGCUGCUGGUUCUCCCCUGAGGUUGGGGAGUGCAGCUCAGAGACCCGUCUGAGAAGGGUGACCGCCACACUGUCCGUGCACGAGUGGGCAAGGCAGCCACGCCGGCCGGGCCACGUGUGUGGUCCAGGGGCCCAUUUUAUGACAUAGACGUGACCCUAAAAACUCGGGUAGCUAACGAGUUUGUGGGAGACAAUCAAGUGAUUUAAAAUCAAAGUAAAGGGGCUUGGUGUUGAAAGAAAUUCUGUCGUGAGCCUUCGUGCAGACGGAGUUUUUGAUCCCCAUCUUUGUUGUCCAGCAGGGCGGCCAUCGGGUCCAUCCGAGACUUGGCCUUUCACUGUCCUGGUGACCGAAGCUCUCAUAACAAGGUUCCGGGUUGCCAUGGGGCACAGUUCAGUAGUUCUAAACUAGAGUUUGUGUAGAUGUUUGAGGGAAAAAGAACCCAGACCUUAACCCUUUGGAUUGUGGUCACUUGAGUUAGGAAGCUGUAUUUAUGAAGAUAGAUUUAAUAUAUAGGGGCCGGGCUGGCAUCUAAUUUCUGUCCUGGGGUUCGGCACGUCGGACGCUCCCCCCGCCUCCAGCCUGGGAAGGAGUUGCAGGCGGGAGUUUUACGAGUCACAGUUCAGGGGCAGCAGCUACUGUCCUUGCCUGAGUUUUUCGUUCUAGUUUGAAUUAUUUAUUUUACAAAACGGGGGAAAUACCUGCCCGGUGAGGCAGAGAAACGGAUGUGUCCAGCGUUUCUGUGUUCAGAGACCAAACACAGUGGCCCCCUGGGGGGUGGUCGGUGUGGGCAGCUGGCUCAGCCAGCGGUCUGGUUCUCCUGCCGUGCACGGGCGGACUCCUGUGUGGGAGGCUGGAACCAUCUGGAAACAGACAAUCCUCCAUUUCAGGUGAGAGACCUUGCUCAGAGACAGUGGGCUGAUCAGCUGACGCAGGUCAGCCACCGGGAAGCUCUCUGCGCCAGGUCCUGGGCAGACGCCCUCUCUGCUGGCCUCACAGGCUGAUUUUCUGUGAAGGGUGGGGUUGGACUGCAUUGUGUCUUCUGGGAUCCUCGGCCGUCUCAGGACGGUUUGCUUCGGGUUCAUGUUCAUGUGCACACGAGCAGCAAAGCUUUGCUCUGGAAAUAGCCUCCGCAGCGUCCUGUCCACAUCUUCCUUGGUGAUCUCCCGGGGGCCCUGGUGAGGGUCCCCAGCUGCAGGACGGGGCAGCCGCCUUCCACAGAACACCGGUCUCGGCCUUCCUUCUUGGAGUAUCACUGAGACUCCUCUAUGUUGACCAAUAAGCCAAGACACUGAGGAAAGGGAUCUCGGCCAACUCCGGUUUCUACGGCUUAGACACAGCCAUCAGAGCGUGACUCUUUUUUUCUAGGAGAAAAAAAAAACGAAAGAGAAACCUGGAGAACUUGUGAAAAACCCUUAGGUGAUCUCUAAGGUUUCCUUGGGUGUUUUGUAUUUUGUUUGUGUAUUUCAGUCUGUGUGUGUGUGAUGUUUAUGAUACUGUUUUAAUGGGGUGGGAGGUGGCCGGGUGUGGAGCGUGGAGGAGGUCUGAGUUGUGUUUUCGUGUGGUUUUGUUUAAUAGGGAACAUUUUUUUCCCCCAUCAGCUGGUCUGAUGGGUUUGCGAAUUCCCAUUCUUAAAAGACAUGGGUCUUAAAUUCUAGAGUUUUAGAUUAGGACUGUUCUACUGUGAAGAAAGUUCUGGCUCUCUUAGCCCAGCCACGGCGCCUUUCCGCUCGGGUCUGGGCCCAAGCAACGUUCUCUCGUCGCAAACACUGCGACCUGCAGGCCUGGCGUUCCUCUACCGAGUCGUCUCUUCGGCGGUCCAGGGGGUCCUCGGCCUCACCCUGCACCUGCCUCCCCUCCAGGCUUCAGCCAACACCUCUGCCCUUCGAGGUGUCAGAGGCUUUGCCUCCAGCUCUGGCCCCUGCUCCAGCCUCUGAAAUUAAACGCCCCCCGGACUCCCCAUCCUGACCUGGAUCUUGGGGCCCAAAGUGGAGUCCUCUGGACAGACGGCCCUGACCCCAGCGGGGCUGGCGCCGCCGAGCAUGGACUACACAGACCUUGCUUUGGGGUCCUCUGGGGCUGGCCACAGGGACUUGGGGACGGGAAAGUGCUGGCACCCCAGCGCCCUACACUGUCUGUCAUGCUGUGCCACUUCAGGAGAGGACGUGAUAAACUACUACUUGCCUUCUAGAGCUCUUUGUAAAAA
This is a messenger RNA of Phyllostomus discolor (pale spear-nosed bat), 5053 nucleotides long. RefSeq names its product collagen beta(1-O)galactosyltransferase 2 (gene COLGALT2). The record is from RefSeq and is a predicted model, not a curated record. The coding region runs from base 709 to 2580 and encodes 623 amino acids. Lineage: Eukaryota; Metazoa; Chordata; Mammalia; Chiroptera; Phyllostomidae. The transcript is spliced from 13 exons. Gene Ontology annotation, molecular function: procollagen galactosyltransferase activity.